GUGGUGGGAUUAAGUCAGAAUGGAAACAAGCACGGCUGAGGCUGGAGAGGCUACUCUUUGGGGACCGUUAUGCCCCCGGUCAUCAUCAGCCCAGGUCAUCAUCAGCCCUCGGUCGGUGAUGUAAUGCGAAGCGGCUGCGCACCGCUGCGGCGCCUCAGCUUCACCCCCCGCAUCCGAGCAGACGGGCUCACGCCGAUAAUCUGGGCCACCCAUCACUGUGUCGAAUAAAAAUCGCAAUAUAAGCGGGGAAGCUCGUAUUUCAUCCGACAGCAGCUCUGCUCUGAUUUUGCAUUUUGAGCCGCGUCCUGUGAUCGCAGAGGCGGACGAAAGCUACACCUGCCCCCCCCCACCCGCUGGCCCAGGAUGCGGCUGCUCUGAGCCGGCCUUUUCAGCUGCUCUGCCCGCCUGGAGGUGACAUUGUGCCCGUGCAUCUCGGCAGUUGCUGGAGCUCGUGAGCAUGGCGGAGAACACGGCGGAACUGCCGGGGAAGGCGAGGGGAGAUGCGAUGACCCCACCUCCUGUUUCUGAGAGGAGACUGUCAGCCAACGGGAACCCCUCCCCUGUCCGUCUGCUGGCCAAUCCGGGAAGUCCUGGAGGGAAAUGGGAAGAUAGGAGAGUUCAGGUCAAUGGCCAUGCCUCCCCUAUUCGCCUGGCAGCCAAUCCCAGCAGCCCGGCAGGUAAACAAUGUAAGUGGCACUCCCACAGUGUGAGCGCACAGUGCGAGGGCACGGCGUCCGGCUCCGGGGGAGCCCAGCUUGCUCCGCAGACACAGGCGUGUGUUUGCACUUCCUCAGACGCAGAUGGGUGCCUGAGGACGGAUGACAGGAUGCGCCUUGCCAAAGAACGGCGGGAGGAGAGGGAACGGGGCCUAGCUGCACGGGAGCAGGCCAUCCGCGAGAAGGAGCGCAGGGCCCAGUUACAGUAUGAGCGGACGGUGGAGGAGCGCUGGAGGCGCCUGGAGGAGCAGAGGCAGAAGGAGGAGCUGCGCCGCGCUGCCGUCGAGGAGAAGAGGAGGCAGCGGCUGGAGGAAGAAAAGGAGAGGCUGGAGGCCCUGAUGAGGAGGUCGCUGGAGCGCAGCUUGCAGCUGGAGCAGAGGCCCAAGCGCUGGGUCUGGGGCAGGGAGGGUGACUGUGAGAAUGUCCCGCCCCCUCUCUCCGCUGCCUCCGCCCACCCCUCCGAGCUCGCCGCCCCCUCACCUGCUGUCAGCGAAUUCAGCCACGUACCACCCAGUCCCCACCGGUCCCCCUACCGUGGGUCCCCAAGCCGAGCGGAUCGGCGCAAGGCCACAUCGGCUUCUCCUGCGGAAGAUGGUGGAGGGGGGGUGGCAGCAGUGCCUGGCACCCCCAAGAAGCUGCACAGAGAACAGCGAACGGCCUCCCCACUCACUGGCUCCCCCCGGAGGCGGCCCGAAUCCCCUGCUACACCCAACAGGCGGCCUGCCUCUCCAGCAGCAAGCAAGUCGUUGUUCAAGGGCUGCUCCCUGUCACCACGGAAACACAACAUCCCCAAGGAACAGGACCGCACCCAGGACCCCCAAGCUGAAGGCUUCAGAAAUCAUAACAUUGAAUCUCCCAACAGGAAACCAGUAAACACUGACUCUCCCAGCAGGAAACCAGUAAACACUGACUCUCCCAGCCAUAAGCUUGUAAACACUGACUCUCCCAGCAAGAAACCAGUAAAUAUUGAGUAUCCCAGUAAUAAACCAAUGAAUACUGACUCACACAACAUGAAACCAGUAAACACUGACUCUCCCAGCAAGAAGCCAGUAAACACUGAGUCCCCUAGUAAAAAAACAGUAAUGACUCACAUUCCUCAUAAGGGAACAUCAUGGUGUGACACAGCAGAAACUAAUUCAUUUAAGCCGGAGCCUCCAGAGAGGAAGCUAUCUAACCCUGAAAGCCCAGCAAAGAAGCCGGGCUGUGAGCUACCCUCCGAGCGUGGAGCUGAACGGCUUCCAACCUCACCAACGGCAAAGUCUGCUGUAAGGAACACAGAUGCCGAGGAAGCUUCCAGAUUGCUGGGGGAACGGCGGCGUCAAGCACGUCUUCAGAAGGAACAGGAAGAGAGGUCGAAGAUGGAGGAAGCACUGAAGGUACAGGAGGAAGCACUGAAGGUACAGAUGGAGGCACAGAAAGAGGAGGCGGAGAAGCAGAAGAGGGAGCAGGAGUGCAGAGGCAGGGAGGACAGACAGCAACAGCAGAGGGCGCUCCAGGAUAGGGAGCAACAAUCUCACAUUCAUGGAGAGAGGGAGGAGGCCCAGAGGGAGGCAGAGCACCAGCGACAGGAGCGGGAGACGGUGAAACUGCAGGAGGAGCAGGAGAGACUGCAGAGGAAGAAGAGGGUUGAGGAGAUCAUGAAGAGGACUAGGAAGCCCGACGCUGAGAUGAAGAGAGAAGAAUUACCUCAGCCUGCCUCAGCUGCACUUCCAGGACCUGCAGAGGGACGACAUGCAACUAUGCCGGCAGAUUCACUGGUGAACAAAAAAGUGGAUGGACAGAAGAAAGGGCAGCCGCCUGGACAAGUGAAGGUGGAGAUGAAGCAGCAGUUGAAGGAGGAGGGGACUUGGCAAGAGAAGAUGGAGGUGAACGGACAGCUGAAACAGCAGGGGCCUGGACAGAUGAAGGUGGAGGUGAAGGACCAGGGGCCUAGACAGAUGAAGAUGGAGGUGAACGGGAAGCUGAAGGAGCAGGGGCUUAGACAGAUGAGGGUGGAGGUAAAGGAGCAGGGGCCUGGACAGAUGAAGAUGGAGGUGAAGGAGAAGUUGAAGGAACAGGGACCUGGACAGAUGAAGGUGGAGGUGAAGGAGCAAAGGCCUGGACAGAUGAAGAUGGCGGUGAAUGGGCAGCUGAAGGAGCAGGGGCCUGGACAGCUGAAGGUGGAGGUGAAGGAGAAGUUGAAGGAGCAGGAACCUGGACGGAUGAAGGUGGAGGUGAAGGAGCAAGGGCUUGGACAGAUGAAGAUGGCGGUGAAUGGGCAGCUGAAGGAGCAGGGGCCUGGACAGCUGAAGGUGGAGGUGAAGGAGAAGUUGAAGGAGCAGGAACCUGGACGGAUGAAGGUGGAGGUGAAGGAGCAAGGGCUUGGACAGAUAAAGGUGGAGGUGAACGGGCAGCUGAAGGCACAGGGGCCUGGACAGAUGAAGGUGGAGGUGAAGGAGAAGUUGAAGGAACAGGAACCUGGACAGAUGAAGGUGGAGGUGAAGGAGCAAUGGCCGGUACAGAUGAAGAUGGCGGUGAAUGGGCAGCUGAAGGAGCAGGGGCCUGGACAGCUGAAGGUAGAGGUGAAGGAGAAGUUGAAGGAGCAGGAACCUGGACGGAUGAAGGUGGAGGUGAAGGAGCAGGGGCCUGGACAGAUGAAGGUGGAGGUGAAGGAGCAGCUUAAAAAAGACCCACUGAAGCCCAGAACAGUGGUCAGUAUGGAGAUCAAACCUAAUGGCUCUCAGGUCAACACGCCACUCAUCAACCUGGAUCCACUGGAGAUGAAGGGAGGGCCUCCAGCGUCCGUAGAUGAGGUGCAGCCUAUGGAAGUCAGCCCAGUCUCCAAGGAGGAGCUGAUCUCCAUCCCACGAUUUUCACCUGUCAGUGAUGCUCAUCACAGCAGCAUAAGCAACACCCGAGCCUUGGAGGACCUGCUGGACCUGACGGGACAGGUGGCCUACCCCAAGCAUUCACCCAGCACCAGCCUGGGAGAUUGCAACAAGAACCUGAUCGAAGGGUUCAGUCCCUGCUCCGACAAGCAGCUGAUCCAGAGCCUGAGCUCGCCUGCUGAUAAGCUCAACGCGCAGUAAAGCAGGCGUGGUCCUGCCUUCCUCGCUGCUGCAGUUCCUGGAUCUGCCACCAGGCUGCGUGUGAAACCGUGGAAAGGAGAAACAGACGGAUGCUUCCCAGGCCCAUGAUGGUCCAGACCCCCCUCCCCCCCCCCCCCCAGCAAGCUGUACAUGUAGUGGUCAUGCAGAAACAAGCCUGGAUCUUGCCCCUCCUCCUUCAUUCCUGUGAAAUACUAGAACUCAGGAACGACAGCCAUUUUUGCAGUUCGGCUUGAGCGGCUGUUUUCUGUGUGGGUGGCGCCCGUGGGGUGUGCGGCCACCGCUCGUGCUGCGGAGUGUUAGUCAAACAGGAGCGUGCCGACACCCACCGUCAGGUACACUUAGCUUCUGUUCCCCCCAGUCACUAACAUGCUAUUUUAAAUGUGCUGAAAGUACUCAUUUUUCCUGAAGAAAAUGCCCUAACAUAAAAUAACUUCAGAAGUUCACUUCUGCAAAAUUCCUUUUGGGAUGCAGGCUCCUUUUUUCUGGCUUGACUGUAAUUGACUGUAACUGUAGUGUAAGGUCUGCGGCUUCCCAUGAAAAUAUUCAACACAUUCAGGAUGUACUAGACAUGGGUGCCAUACAAGAGGUACCUGAUCUCCAGGUCUAUUAACUUCAUAAACCUACCACGUUCAGCUACACUAACUGUGCUUCCAGUAGCUGAUAUUACUAGCACCCCCUUCUGGUGCAGCAUGUACACCACAUGUACUGUAUAUACUCAGCCCCGUAGGGCACUUACAUGCCUUCCUGUUCCUUACGUGGGAAAGGUUAUCCUCAUCAGCAGGAUGACGUCUGUGAUAUUGACCUGAUGUGUCCAACAGCAGUUGCAGGCCUGAGAGCCCUACUGCGAAAGUGAAUGAAUUAUAUUCUAGUUAGAUACACAUCAACAGACAGGCUCCCCAUUCAUUUGUAGUAAUUUAGCCUAGAGUCCGAGGUUGUUCUUUUACUCUUCAUGGCACUUUCUGGCUGAUCUUUUCUGGCUUGUUCUCAAUGGCAGUCUCAUCCGAAUCCUCAAGGCUGGUGUGUUUGGCCAGGUUAACUUUUACAGUCACUGCUAGGGUAGAUGCCGGUAACCACUGGCACCUUAUAUCUUGGAUAACAGUGGCUUGUUAAAAAGGCAAGUUAUUGUCUGCUCUGAUGAUUCUGUUCACAUGGGUCCUCAGCAUGAGCUGUGCAGAAUGACAAUAAAGCUUAAAAUCCCAAA
Molecule: messenger RNA, 5006 nt
Organism: Brienomyrus brachyistius
Lineage: Eukaryota; Metazoa; Chordata; Actinopteri; Osteoglossiformes; Mormyridae
Gene: map7d2a
Product: MAP7 domain containing 2a
Exons: 18
Coding region: 458-3784 (1108 amino acids)
Biological process (GO): microtubule cytoskeleton organization
Cellular component (GO): microtubule cytoskeleton
Source: RefSeq, a predicted model, not a curated record